Messenger RNA from Vanderwaltozyma polyspora DSM 70294, 2292 nucleotides. RefSeq names its product ATP-dependent RNA helicase (gene MAK5). Gene Ontology annotation, cellular component: nucleolus. The coding region runs from base 1 to 2292 and encodes 763 amino acids. The record is from RefSeq and is a predicted model, not a curated record. Gene Ontology annotation, molecular function: ATP binding; nucleic acid binding. Lineage: Eukaryota; Fungi; Ascomycota; Saccharomycetes; Saccharomycetales; Saccharomycetaceae. The transcript has a single exon.
AUGGUGAAUAAAUUUCUUGCUGGAAGGUUGAAGAAAUCCAAGGGUAAGUCCUUCAAGGGUUCCUCUUCGAAAGGCAAUAGUAAAACCGUUAAAUCUAACAAUAAUGACAAUGUUGUUGUUAAUGCAGCAGAUUUAAAAUGGAAGCCGGUUGAGAUUCCUGAUACUUUGGAUGACUUUGAAGGGUUCUACGGAUUGGAAGAAAUUGAUGGUGUUGGUGUCAAAAUUGUAGGUGGUCAGGUUCAAUUUGUUGCUCAUGAUGAUACUAAGAUUAAUGGAAAUGAAGAUAAUUUGGAUUCAAAGGAUAAAAUUGAAAUUGAUGAGGAUGCACCAGAGAAUGAUUUAGUAGAGUUCAAAAAUAUGGAUGAUAUGAAGGAUGGUGAAUUGACUGAUAAUUCACAAUCCGAAUCUGAAGCUGAAGCUGAAUCUGAAGCUGAAUCUGAGGAGGAAGAAGAGAAAACUGGUGACGAUGAAGGGGAAGAUGGAGCUGAAAAAGUUGAUAAUGAAGUAUUAAAGACCAACGUUUUUAAUACAGAUAUUGAUUUGGAGGAUAUUACACCAUCUGAUUUACCAGAAUGGACAGAAAAAGUUGGUGAAUUAUCAUUCACCACAUUACACGGUUUGACUAAAUUAGGUUUUAAUAAACCAACCUUAAUUCAAGAAGAAGCAAUCCCAAUGGCUUUGAAAGGUGAAGAUAUUAUGGGUAAAGCCUCCACCGGUUCUGGUAAAACUUUGGCUUACGGUAUCCCUAUAAUUGAAAAGCUAAUGAAGUCAAAAAGCAAUACUGCUCCAAUUGGUUUGAUUUUUACACCAACAAGAGAAUUAGCAAAACAAGUCACUGAUCACUUGCGAAAAAUUGCUUCUUUGAUUGUCGAUAAAUCACCACAUGCGAUCCUGUCAUUAACUGGUGGUUUGUCUAUUCAAAAGCAAGAACGUCUUUUGAAGUAUGAAGGUAGUGGAAGAAUCGUCGUCGCUACACCAGGUAGAUUUUUGGAAUUGAUUGAAAAGGAUAAAACUUUGGUGGAAAGGUUCUCCCAAAUUUCAACCUUGGUAUUAGAUGAAGCUGAUAGACUAUUACAAGAUGGGCAUUUUGAUGAAUUUGAAAACAUUUUGAAAUAUUUAGGUAGAGAAAGUAAGAAUCGUAAACAUAAUUGGCAAACUAUGAUUUUUUCAGCCACUUUUGCCACAGAUUUAUUUGACAAAUUAAGUCAUGCAUCUUGGAAAAACAUGAAAACCCCUUCCAAAAAUGAAAAUGAAAUGGAAAUUGUUUUAAAACAUCUAAUGACAAAAAUUCAUUUUAAAUCAAAACCUAUCUUAAUUGAUGCCAAUCCAGAAGAUAAAGUUAGUUCACAAAUUAAAGAGUCAUUGAUUGAAUGUGCAGCUACCGAACGUGAUUUAUUCUGUUAUUACUUCGUUAGUAUGUAUCCUGGUAAAACUUUAAUUUUCUGUAAUGCCAUUGAUUCAGUGAAAAAAUUAACAGCAUACUUAAACAAUUUAAAUAUAUCAUGUUUCCAAAUUCAUUCUUCUAUGACCCAAAAGAAUAGAUUGAGAAAUUUGGAAAGGUACCAACAACAAUCUGAAAAGAACAAAAUCUUGGGGAAGCCUACCGUAUUGGUUGGAAGUGAUGUUGCAGCAAGAGGUUUAGAUAUUCCAGGUAUCCAGCACGUCAUCCAUUACCAUUUACCACGUACGGCUGAUGUUUAUAUUCAUAGAUCUGGUAGAACAGCUCGUGCCAACAAUGAAGGUGUCUCUGUGAUGAUUUGUUCCCCAGAAGAAGCAAUGGGUCCUUUGAGAAAGUUGAGAAAAACUUUAGCAAAUAAAUCUGGUAAAGAUAUUAUCAUGGGUAAAAAAAAAUGGCAGAAGACUGUUACUAUGUUGCCUAUAGACGAUACUAUUUUGUCUCAGCUGAAAGAGAGAAGUAGAUUAGCUAGUGAAUUGGCUGACCAUGACUUAGCAUCAUCAUCGUUACAAAAAGAUGAUACUUGGAUGAAAAAAGCUGCAGAGGAUCUUGGUGUAGACAUAGAUUCUGAUGAUGAGAUUAAAGAUACAUUUUUGGCAAAGAAUAUUAAUAAAAAGAGGAACAAAACUUUGGGUAAAGAUCAGAAAAAAGUGUUGGUAGCUCAGCUAAAUGAUUUAUUGAAAAGACCAUUAAGGAAGGAUAUGAGACAACGUUACUUGACAGGUGGUUUAGUAAAUUUAGCAGAUUCUUUGGUGAAAAAGAGAGGGCAUGAUCAUAUUAUUGGUCAUGAAAAGACAGAUGCAUUAGAGACACUAAAGAAUAAGAAGAGAAAAUAA